This is a messenger RNA of Durusdinium trenchii, 2138 nucleotides long. The record is from the annotation of a GenBank genome assembly. NCBI's taxonomy places the organism in Eukaryota, Dinophyceae, Suessiales, Symbiodiniaceae.
CCACCAGGUGCAGCAUCUCCACCUGUCACAGAUCUGUUGCUCAAGCUCGAGACUUUGAGACCGAAGCGACCCGUCCGUUCAGUGCGUCCGUUCGUUCGGGGGGUAGACGCCCGGUGUGCCGGACCCAUGUCACGCAUCAUCCGAAGAACCUGACAGGAACGGGUGAUUGAGUUGGGUUGACACGUGGUUGCCGAGCUGAAGAUGUGGCUUGCUCAAGACAUGGCACUUGAACUUCAUUGACGUGCCAUGCAGCCAAGUCAAUGGAUGCGGAUGAUGCCGAUGAGGAUGGGCUGGUGCUGUUGCGGGAGCCUCGCAGGCGCCUGGGUCGGGGCACCUCAAAGCCAACACGGCGCAGCUCCCCUGACAGACCCACACCGCGGGAAGCGCCAACGACUCAAGCCCCAACAACUCGGACGUCAACUUGUCCAGACUUCCGGGAAAAGACGGUCGACGAGCCGCGGAUGCCACACGAGCCGCGGACGCAGAUGCCGCACGAGCCGCCGGCGUCCACGGUUGCUGGCGCGAGGGGCUCGGGCGCCACAUCGUUGGUGGAGCUUAUCGACCGAGGCAUUUACGGCAUGGGCCCUGCCGGCCGCCGCGCGCGCCCCUCCGCGCCCCGCUCCGAGUCCCUGCCACCGGAGGGGAUCGCUGGAAGUUCCCGCGGUCGGGCGCGGUCGGGCCGAUGGGAUCAAGGCACGCGUGCGAGCCUGGAGCAGGCGGCAGCAGCUGGGUCAAGGCUGCGUGCACGAACGGCGCGGGGGAACUUGGCGCCACAGCAGCUGGAAGACUCGGAUCCCUGGGCAGCCUACUUUGGAGAGAAGGAUCGGGCAGAUCGGAGCGAUGUCCCGAUCUGGGGGCCGCCGCUGGUUCGGCGGCGCCGAGCCACGGCCGCGGAGCUCGGCGCCGUUCGCCGCGGAGCGUCGGGCGAGCUGACGACGGGGCACAUCCCCGUGCUGCGGGACGAGUCCAUUGAUUGCCUGCUAAGUGGAGCCGACGGGAGCGAUGGGUACUACGCGGAUGGCACCUUUGGUCGUGGUGGCCACGCCACGGAGAUCCUGCGGCGGCUCAGUGGCGCUGGACGGCUCUGGGCCUUCGACUUGGACCCCAAUGCGGUGGCCGUGGGACAGAAGCUGGAAGCGAUGGAUGAGCGCUUUACGAUGAUCCAUCGGCCCUUCGCCGACGUGAACGCCAGCCUACCUGCAGACGUGGAGUUGUCUGGGAUGCUUUUGGACAUUGGUUUUUCAAGUCCACAGGUGGAUGAUGGUGAGCGGGGUUGGAGUUGUUGUCAGGACGGGCCGUUGGACCUGCGGAUGAACUUCAAGGCUGGGAUCCCUGCGUGGAAAUGGCUGCAGACGACCACCCCUGCAGAGUUGGCCUCGGUGAUUUACGAGAACGGUGAGGACGACGACCCCAUCCUCUGUCAUCGCAUCGCGGAAGCGGCCUUGGAACGCCAGCGCCGGCUCGGUCCCUAUACCUCAACGCUGGAGUUGGCCACCUGCAUCCAGGAGGUGAAGCAAGGCUUGGAUGAUCGACGGCAACACCCGGCAAAGCUCGCAUUUCAGGGCAUUCGGAACUUCAUCAACCAGGAGAUGCAGCAGUUGGCGGAUGCCAUGGAAGCCCAGUUUCAACGCCUCAAGUAUGGCGGCCGAUCGGUGGUCAUCACCUUCAAGCCCAAGGAGGAGCAAGUCCUAGAGAACUGGUUGCGGCACAAUGAGGACGGCUGGGCCUCGCCCUUAGCCUCCAUGGUGAGUCCUGAUCGUCUGGGCGAACUCUUUCCGUUGCUCUCCACGGUGCAACCAUACUGCGCCCGACGCCUACAGCCGCCGCUGCGACCAACCAUGGAAGAGCUGCGCAGGAACAGCCGCGCACGCUCGGCGAUGGUGCACUGCUUCGUAAAGGAGCCUAGGAGGCCACCUUUCCAGAGGUUAGCUUCGCCGCUGACCGCGACCAAGCCGGGAGACUGGUUGUGUGUCUCUUGUCGUGCGGUGAACCUGGCAGCUGAAAAGACCUGCCGAGGUUGUAGAAAGACACGUCCUGCGUGGCAAGUGCCGUGCGGACAGAAACAUGUGCAGCGGGCGCGGCAGGGUUGAGGGCGAGGAUUUUCAACUGUACAGCUUUGGUCUAGAUUGAAAGGGGUA